ACACGCUAGAACAUUCCCUCCACGUUGCCUCGCUUGGUUUUCCCUUCAUGUUAAAAAAACAAACAAACAAACAAACACACCAAAAAAAGCGGCACAUUCAGCCGAACGUAUUUUGGGGGCCAACUUGGUUUUGGACGUCGCGCGAAUGCGGAUAUUUAUUCGAGCAGUUUCGCCGCCAACAAUUAGCAGCUAGCACUGAAAGCGCGCUGGUCGGCGCGCAAGUGUCGACUUCUUGUCGGUGUGUGAACGUUGCCGAGCGUAUUUUGCGUCUGUGGCCAAACGCUGGCGAAAUGUUCGAAUGUAGGCCAGCCAGCUCCAAGCAGGCCUCCGACUUGUUUAUCUUCAGCCUCAACCCACCUUGAAGCGAGCUCGUCGGUGAGAAAGAGCGACGGCGAGCUCGGCCAAUGGGAUGAGCGCGGGGGCGGGCCUCCGCCGCGCCUCGCCCAAUGGAAAAGGGACCUCGCGUGGGUGUGGGCGCCGUGGCGGUAGGUUGAGGCUUUGUUUUGCUCCUGCGAGGGUGUGAGCGACACACCAUCUUACGGUGGCCUUGGAAAACGUCCACCACCCUUUUUUUUAAAAAAAAUUGCUUCCGUCGUUGUCAAACUCUUGGCUAAAUAUCGUCCCGUGUCUUGGACGGGGCAAGUCCGUCGCCCAAUCGUCGCGCGCUUCCAGCGAGAUUCACCCCAUCGGCGCGGGUCCGCCGCUGUCAAAGUCGCGUCGGCCGAGGCGUGAUGGGCACGCGCCUUCUAACCGGACGGGCGACCCCCGUUUCUGGCGGGGGUUACCUUCCCAAAGGCCCCCGCGAUAGGUGAAAUCCAUGAAGCGGACUCGGCAAACCAUUCGGGAUGACAACGGCGACGACAAUGCCAUCCUUUUGCUGAAAAUAUCGCCUCAAAGUAGGUGGCGCGGAAUCCCGACAGCGAGUCUCCCCCCGUUUCCCCCGCCCUUCGACCGUCCUCGCGCCGCUGGGACCGGACCCCGGGCCCAGAGGUUCCCCGCCGCUGGAGCGCUAAGCGGCCCCUUGCGAUGCCUCAGCCCAGCGUGAGUGGGAUGGAGCCUCCCUUUGGGGACGACUUUCAGCACUUCUUCUCAGCGGAGCAGGCGCUGACCAGCACCGAGCUGCUCGCCAACACCUGCGACCCCGACUUCAUGUACGAGCUGGACAGGGACACGAGUCAGCGACAGAGUCCGUACGCCGAGGGCCCGGUGGGCGCGGCCGACGGCGCCAAGGACGGCGACGCCGAGCAGCGGCUGCUGACGGGGCUGGGAGAGGGCGAGGCGGCGCCCGGCGGCUGCGCCUUUGAGCAGUGGGACUCGUACUGGGAGGACCUGACCAGGUACACGCGCCUGGCCAGCUGCGACAUCUGGGGCACCAAGGAGGUGGACUUCCUGGGCUUGGACGACUUCUCCAGCCCGUACCAGGACGAGGAGGUGAUCGGUCGGACGCCCACCCUGGCCCAGCUCAAUGGCGAGGACUCGCAGCCCGUCUGCGAGGCCCUGUACCCCCCGAGCGAGCCCGGGCCGCCCGGCCCGCAGCCGCCGCCGCCGAUGAUGACCCCCGCCAAGCGAGCGCCGCUCCCGGCGUCGGGGGCCGGCCUCCCCCGGCCAUCGGUCGGCCGCGCCUCCUCGUCCCGCCCCUCCGACGGCCUCCUGCCGGACUUCCCCGAAGGCUUCCAAAAGGCCACUCGGCCGGUGCCGUCCAGCACCGACAGCGUGGCCGAGACCCAGGCCCGCCGGCGCCCCGCCCCCGAGAUGGCGGCCGACGCGGACUUUGCCAGCGAGGCCUCUGCGCGCCCGAGCGCCCCCCAAGUGGGGGCCGACGGCCGCUCGCGGAGCCGUUUGGAGAGGGCGGAUGCGCCCCCGCGCCGCCGCGAGUCGGCGUCGGCGCCCCCCGCCAGCCGCGACUUCGAGGGCGCCCCUGCUCCGGAAGGCGCCGGCCCCGCGGCCCCCGGCUCGGAGCGCGACGCCCCCGCCCCCGUCCGGGAGGAGGUGGCGGAGGAGGAGAAGAGCAAAGAGGAAGAGCACAACUACUCGUUGUUCCUCACGCAAAGCCGCCUGGCCGGCAGGAGCCUCCCGCGGCUGGACGAGGAGGACGAAGACGAAGACGACGACGACGAGGACGAGGACGAGGAGGACGACGAGGGCGAAGAAGACCACGACGAAGGCUUCGGCAGCGAGCGCGAGCUGUCGGACAACGAGGACGAGGACGAAGACUACGAGGCCGACAAGGACGACGACAUGAGCGACGCCUUCUCCGAGCCCGGCCGCGACGCCUCCCGGCCGGAGGAAGCGGAGGGCUCGACGUCGAGCCGCAAGCGGGGCAAGCGCCGCUACUUCUGGGAGUACAGCGAGCAGCUGACGCCGUCCAAGCAGGAGCGCCUGCUCAAGCCGUCCGAGUGGGACCGCCGCACGCUGCCCAGCAACCUGUACCAGAAGAACGGCCCCCCGCACGGCAAGUACGCGCUGAAGAAGUCUCGGCGCACCGACGUGGAGGACUUGACGCCCAACCCCCGCAAGCUCCUGCAGAUCGGCAGUGAGCUGCGCAAGCUCAACAAGGUGAUCGGCGACCUGACGCCCGUCAGCGAGCUGCCGCUCACCGCCAGGCCGUGGUCGCGCAAGGAAAAGAACAAGCUGGCCUCCAGGGCGUGCCGGCUGAAGAAGAAGGCGCAAUACGAAGCCAACAAAGUCAAGCUGUGGGGCCUCAGCACCGAGUACGAUCGCCUGCUGUUUGUCAUCAACGCCAUCAAGGAGGAGAUCGUGAGCCGCGCCGACAACCCGUCUGCCGGCGCCGGCGGCAUGAGCGACACGCUGGACACAAUCAUGCGGGACAAGCUCGUGUCGCCCCCCAUCGCCGGGCAGACUUCGGACUUUGUCAACAAGAUCUUGGAGAACACGGGAUCCGGCGACCCCACCGGCGGGCUGCUGGGCCUGCGGGUGCCCACCUCCAAAAUGUAGCGGGCCGGCAGCGGCGGUCCCGCCUCGCCCAUCCCCUCCCCCCCCUUCUCAGUUUUGCAUGCCCCUCCCGCCUGGCGUCCGCGUCAUUGCGUGCCCCCGCCCCCAAAGGAUCCCGUCGCCGCCGCGUUCCGAGCGGAACGGCAAGUAGUUUGGUGCUAGUCUCACGCGGGCGAGGCCGUCGGGUUGUCGGGCCGCCGGCAAGAAGGUGAAGCUGAGGAUGGCCCCGCCCCCUCCUUGUACAGUCAACGCCAGUGGGCUCACGCUAGUGUUCCGAGUGAUCUGAUUCUAUUCAUCGUGCCUUGUGUGUGUGGACGGAGAUGUUGCGACGCGUUUGAGGUUCUGGCGAAUGUGUGUAAAUAGGAGCGCUCUGCUUGCGCCAUGCCACAGAGUCGGUGCAUGCGUGUGCGACGGAUGAGAGUUGCGCGUGGGUACGCUCCGGGUGGGCCGGACCGAGAGCUAUUUUUCUGUUACAAAGGAGUAUUUGCACACUAUUGAUCUAUUUUCAUUGAUUGUUUUGUACCAAAGACACAUGCAACAAAAUGGCCAGGCGGCCAGGCAAAGUAAGGUUUUGCACAGCUUACGUGACACCGUAUUGAAUGUAGAUGUGGGGCGAGGGUGGGGGGGGGGGGGUCGUCUGAGGAACCCCGACGGAACUGUGACGCGCGCUCGUUGGGUCCACAAACAAAACAUUUCUUUUGGCUUCAUGUUACGAGCCCACUGGCGAAGUGCGCCAACGCCACAAAUUAUUCCCCAAGGGAUUCUCAUUGCGAGUUUGAAAAUGCACUAUUCUGCCUUUUAAUCUGGAAAAAAUGCCUUGAUUCUCUCCCCCAAAAGAGGCCCGUUUCAUGGGAAACUUUUGCAAUGGGGGCAGGGGGGGGUAUCGGAGGUUUGGCUUUGCUCGGCGCAGCCUUGAACGGAAUGUAGUGACGGAGAGGGAGGGGGGCGGGGCUCCAAAGGUUUGCUAUUUUUCCCGGUGAGCUUGCAUGUGAAGAAGGGAACUUGGUGCUCUUCAGGAACGACCAUCCUAGAUUCCUCGUUAACUCGCUCUCCUCUCCCGUCCGUUUCCACUUUUUGUAAAUAGUUACAGAGUGUGCUCGCUAGCCACACUAUACAAGACGAUAUCGACACAAAAAGACAUUUAUAUAUAAAUAGAGAUCUAUAUCGAGAGAGAGAGAGAGAGAUACACACACACGUGUCAAAAGUACUCUAUAUAUCUUUAUGUUGAACACAAUUGCACUUUGUCCAAAAAAGAAAAAAAAAUCUGAAAACAAAAAGCAUUUUUCUUCCAUUUGCUGCUACAAAAAAAAAACAAACAAAAAACCACACAAAACAAAAGAAGGCCUGGUGCGAAUGCUGCAAGUGUACUUGAGCGCCGCCGCCCUCCGCGAGUCGGAUCGGCGCGGGCCGCCGUCCGCAUUUGCGGCUCGGGCGCCGUCUCGCGACCCGGCGCCCGGGCGCCGUCGGGUCCCUUCCGUGGCGCGCGCCGUCACGGUCGGCGACCCGACCUUGCGCGGCGCCGUCCCAAAGCCCGAGCGCGGCGGGCCCUUUGCCUUGAGAUGAGAUUUCCUAUGGAAAAGUAAUUGAUUGUUCUUUGACUUUCUUCAGGGUGAUGUACAGCCUAGAGAGCUAUAUUGUUAGCGUUUGUAAACUGAUUUCUACUUGUGACUUCAUGAGAGGGCGGGGCUUCGAAGUUCUAUAUCACUGUACUGUAUAUGGCACGCCAACCACCCAGACUCAAUUUGGACUUUAUGGCCUUCUCUUCGACCACUUUGACAUCUACUCCAUAAGACGGGUGGCCGGCCGGCGCACCCGGGGGGGCGGGUUGCGUCCCCCCCCCCCCGGGUGGGCCGGCCGCCCGCCGCAUCCGGUCAAUGUCCACCCACUCGGCCUGAUAGGCUCCGAACCACCUUGACUGAAGUAGCAAACUUUGUCCGUUCUGUGGGUGCGGGUGUGCGUGCGUGUGCGUGUGUGUGGGAGAGAUCGGUCACCCGCCGGCUGACGGCACGUGCGCGUGUGUGUUGGGACAAGAUGGGAACUCUGUGGCAUUUUUUCCAGUCGAGGAAAAGAAAGUAGAGAGAAUUCCCGCCAGUAAAUGUUCUUUUCUUUGGAGGCGUUAACGUGUGCUACUUUGUCAAAUAAUAAACGUGGAUGCUGAAGCU
Molecule: messenger RNA, 5114 nt
Organism: Hippocampus zosterae (dwarf seahorse)
Lineage: Eukaryota; Metazoa; Chordata; Actinopteri; Syngnathiformes; Syngnathidae
Gene: crebrf
Product: creb3 regulatory factor
Exons: 10
Coding region: 1027-2955 (642 amino acids)
Biological process (GO): regulation of transcription by RNA polymerase II; response to unfolded protein
Cellular component (GO): nucleus
Molecular function (GO): RNA polymerase II transcription regulatory region sequence-specific DNA binding; DNA-binding transcription factor activity, RNA polymerase II-specific
Source: RefSeq, a predicted model, not a curated record